AUGAGCAAGGACAAGCAGAGCAAGCAGGUGCCGGAGUCCACCGCACCUCUCUCCCCAUCCAAAGGCCAGAAACCCCCAAGGAUGCCCAAGUGCUCCCGCUGUAGGAACCACGGCUACGUGUCUCCCCUGAAGGGACACAAGCGCUUCUGCAACUGGAAGGACUGCCAGUGUCCCAAGUGUAAACUGAUAGCCGAGAGGCAGAGAGUCAUGGCGGCCCAGGUCGCCUUGAGGAGGCAGCAGGCUCAGGAGGAGGAGCUUGGGAUUUGUAGUCCGAUGACUCUGUCGGUCCCUGAGGUGCUAGUGAAGAAUGAAGCUGGAGCGGACUGCCUGUUCUCUGUGGAGGGACGAUCCCUGACACCCACCAGCAUCUCCACUUCUGCUGUUGCUGUCACAGGGAGUCGCUCGGCAUCCUCCUCCAGCCCGUCAGCCGCUGCCAGGGCUCACACCGAGGGAGCGUCCGACCUGCUGAUGGAAACCUCCUAUUAUAAUUUCUACCAGCCUCCACGUUACCCCGCCUACUACAGCAACCUCUACAACUACCAGCAAUACCAGAUGCCACAUGGUGAUGGCCGCCUGUCCGGCCACAACAUGUCCUCUCCGUACCGCAUGCAUUCCUACUACCCAGCAGCCACCUACCUGACUCAGGGCCUGGGCUCCUCCACCUGUGUGCCGCCCCUCUUCAGCCUGGAGGACAACAGUUACAACAACAACAACAACAACAACAACAAUUGCUCUGAAACCAUGGCAGCCUCUUUCUCACCCAGCAGCAUCAGCGGCGCCCACGACUCCACCAUGACCUGCGGGUCCAUCAUCUCCCUGGUUAACUCUGUCGUCAAGCCUGAGGCCGGCGACGAGACGGCCAACUUCUCCAACUCCAUCGCCGACUCUGCCGCCACCAAAUAA
This is a messenger RNA of Seriola dumerili (greater amberjack), 903 nucleotides long. It is a transcript of the gene dmrt1, whose product is annotated as doublesex- and mab-3-related transcription factor 1-like. The transcript is spliced from 5 exons. Gene Ontology annotation, biological process: sex differentiation; regulation of transcription by RNA polymerase II. The record is from RefSeq and is a predicted model, not a curated record. Gene Ontology annotation, molecular function: DNA-binding transcription factor activity, RNA polymerase II-specific; RNA polymerase II cis-regulatory region sequence-specific DNA binding. Lineage: Eukaryota; Metazoa; Chordata; Actinopteri; Carangiformes; Carangidae. Gene Ontology annotation, cellular component: nucleus. The coding region runs from base 1 to 903 and encodes 300 amino acids.